Paraglomus occultum is the source of this 472-nucleotide messenger RNA. The record is from the annotation of a GenBank genome assembly. Lineage: Eukaryota; Fungi; Glomeromycota; Glomeromycetes; Paraglomerales; Paraglomeraceae.
GAAAUGAACGAGUUAAAGAACAAGGGCGUUAAGAGGAUAUUGAAUAUGGCAAUCGAAUGCGAAGACAUGAUUGGGUUGAAAGACACGUUCGAGAGUUAUUUGAAAUUGUGUCUCAAGGAUAGUGUCGAGGAAGAUGUUGAGAGUGGGUUAAAGGUUGCUGUAGAGUAUAUCGUCCAAGCUCAGAGAGACCAAUCUCCCAUAUACGUACAUUGCAAGGCAGGAAAAUCGCGAUCCGUGACGGCCGUCCUUGCUUUCCUGAUCGAAUCACGUCGCUGGACGCUUCGUCAUGCAUACGACUAUGUUGUCGAGCGCCGAAAAGGGAUCUGUCCAAACAUUGGAUUUGUUGCCGAACUGAUGCGAUUAGAGGAAAAAGUACUGGGAAUAAGACGAUCGAGCAUGACUACAGAAAUGGAUUGGGCGGAAAAUGAAGCCAUGGAUAAAAAUAAUAAAGUCGAAUCGUGUGGAAUGGGAG